Protomyces lactucae-debilis is the source of this 1512-nucleotide messenger RNA. Its product is annotated as 4-aminobutyrate transaminase gata. Gene Ontology annotation, cellular component: mitochondrion. The record is from RefSeq and is a predicted model, not a curated record. Gene Ontology annotation, molecular function: pyridoxal phosphate binding. Lineage: Eukaryota; Fungi; Ascomycota; Taphrinomycetes; Taphrinales; Protomycetaceae. The transcript has a single exon. Bases 1 to 1512 code for a protein of 503 amino acids. Gene Ontology annotation, biological process: GABA catabolic process.
AUGAUGAUGCGACAAUCCGUCCGAAGCAGCGGUCGCCGUCUUGCGCAAUUGCGCUUACCACUCACAUCGCAGCGCGCAUUCGCAGUCGCAGUCGACAUCAGCUCUCCACUCGUCGCAAAUGAGCCUCAAGGGCCGACCAUCAAGACUGCCAUUCCUGGUCCAGCAGCAUUGAAGGCCAAGGAGGAGAUGGGCCGCCUUCAAGACACACGGGCAGUCAAUAUGAUGGUAGACUAUGAGUCCUCUAUCGGCAAUUACAUGUGCGAUGCAGACAAUAACUACCUCCUGGAUGUCUAUGCUCAGAUUGCAUCCAUCGCGCUUGGCUACAAUAAUCCUGCGUUGCUCAAAGCAGCACAGACACCUGAGUUUGCAAGAGCUUUGAUGAAUAGGCCGGCACUUGGCAAUUUCCCAUCUAAAGACUGGGCCAAGAUCCUGGAAGAUGGUCUGCUGUCUGUCUGUCCGCCCGGUCAGACCAAAGUCUAUACUGCCAUGUGUGGUUCAUGCGCCAACGAGACUGCAUACAAAGCGGCAUUCAUGUAUCACCAGGCACAGAAGCGCGGAGCGGAUGCGUCUUUCACGGAGGAGGAGCUCAACUCUUGCAUGAAGAAUCAAGCACCGGGAUCACCAGACCUGGCCAUCCUGUCGUUCAGCAAAGGUUUCCACGGUCGUCUCUUCGGCUCUCUCUCGACAACUCGAUCAAAGACUAUCCACAAACUUGAUAUUCCAGCUUUUGACUGGCCUGAGGCAGAGUUCCCAGCACUCAAAUAUCCACUUGCAGACAACGUCGAGGCAAACAAAGCCGAAGAGGAGCGUUGCUUGAAGCAGGUAGAGCAGAUCAUCAAGACAUGGAAAGCACCUGUGGCUGCGUGCAUUGUCGAGCCCAUUCAGUCCGAGGGUGGUGACAACCAUGCGUCGGCAGGCUUCUUCCAUGGUCUGCAGCGUAUCUUGAAGGAGAACAAGGUACUCUUCAUUGUCGAUGAAGUCCAGACUGGUGUCGGUGCUACGGGAAAGUUCUGGGCACACGAGCACUGGCAGCUACCUGAGGCCCCAGAUAUCGUGACAUUUUCCAAGAAAAUGCAGGCAGCUGGGUGGUACUUCAAUAAUGAGAAACUCAUUCCCAAUUUGCCUUAUCGGCAGUUCAACACAUGGAUGGGCGAUCCUGUGCGAACGCUGCAGGCAAAGAUCCUUGUUCAAGAAAUCAAGAAGAACAAUCUUGUGGAGCACACGAAGAAGACGGGCGAGUACCUGUAUGGAAAGCUGGAGACCCUUGCCGAGCAAUUUCCGAAACACCUUGCUUCGCUCCGUGGCAAAGACCGUGGCACGUUCAUUGCUUGGGAUCUACCAUCAGGCGACAAGCGCGACGCUUUCAUCACGGCCAUGAAGCAGAAUGGAAUCUUGAUGGGAGGCUGUGGCCCCAGAACUGUUCGGUUGAGGCCUACAUUGACAUUCGGCAAGCAGCAUGCUGAUAUCCUUGUUGCAGCAAUUGGCAAGACGGCGAAGGAGAUGCCCCUGUGA